CUCAGUGGAAACUUGCGUGCGACCAGAGUUUCUCAACUGGUGCAAAAAAAUCUGGUCGCGUCGCCUCUUCCUUCAACACCGGAAAAGGGAGAUGCGGAGGACGAGGGGGAGAAGAACAAUCGUGACGUUAUAAUUAUGGCAAUUGUCCGGGAGAACGGCGCACCCUCAGUGUGAUCAUGAUCCUUGGAAUCUUUGUUCUCAAGGAGAAAAAGCACCACCCAGGGACAGGGAAGAUCAUGGCCCGGUCAGGUAUGCGACGUCGACGUCGAGGCAACUCUAACACAUCAAACGGACAUCGAAAUUAUGCAGAUAAUGACAACGUUCUUGCGGAUGAAACGUACCACGCGAAGCCUCCUAGUACACCUUCAUCAAUGUUGUUCCCGGGAUCGUCCAACGCGUCAGCUUCGUGUAGUGUGUAUGAUGCCACUCAACAUUGAGAACAGCAAGGAUAAGGGAACAAUGUCGUUCCACUUGAAUAAGAAAGGCCCACAGAUGAAUGGGAACGACAUGAUUUUGAUUCCCAUAUCGACAGCACUCUCAAUGAGUGGAAGCGUUCAUAGUGGGUCCGCGUCCAGUGCAGAGGAAGGGUCUUUCUCAACAGUAGACAUCGAUGAUGCUGAUCGUGCGCGCGACAUCCGCCUUGGCGCAGGCUUUCACAUUUAAGGCCACUUACUGCCGUAGCGGUUGUAUCGAGUCAACUGUAAGUAAACGACCCGGAGUCGAGUAGGUGCCGGGGAUGUUCGAUGUGCAGGAUUCACAAUCUAACCAAACUGCCGUAGCGGUUGCAUCGAUCCACCUAAAACGGCCACAGCUAGCAUGGAUCCCUCUUCUGUCACAGCGCUCUUUUUCAAGUAGAAAAAGUAGGGAACUGAUACUGAAAGAUUUCAAUCUUUUCUUCAUCAUCAUUAAGUAGUAGAAAAAUAUGCCAACGAUUGUGUAUGUAUACUUUUACUUCCCAUGUGGAUCUGGAUGAAGAUUAUGCGGUGGAUCUAACAUAUGCCUGCAGCCUCGCGAAAGAGUGUGAGCUCCGGACGAAGCAGUGGCAGUCGAAAGAGUACCUUUGUGUAUGAUGCCACUCAUUGAGAACGAAGAGAGGGGAAUGUCGUUCCUAAGUACGAAGGUAAAGGUGCAACGACGUUCUCCUAUCGACAUUCUCAAUGAGUGGAAGCAUUCACUUAGGCAGUGGCGCGAGCUAUGGGAUGAACUACCUCAGGAACAUGUAUGAGGAAACAGAUUACAACAACACUACAGGAGGUAAUGGGAAUCUAAGAGCAGCACAAGAUCAAGAGGCCAAUAUGACUAACAAAGUUUUUGCAAGUACUCUUUAUCCACCUGCUUCGGACUAUGAAGGAGAAUAUGACUUUCGAGCAGGUCCGUUAACGAGUGGUGAGUGCCAACGUGAAGCGGAAUUAGGAAGGAGAAUGAUGUCAUCUUUUGCUGCCACGAGUUCGGAUGUUGACCCAAAUCAUAUUAUUCCUUCACACUCUACGUCUACUUCGUCUCCAAACAAUAACAAAGAUGAACAGAAAAUACUUCAUCUUGCAGGUGGAGGGAAGAACGAUACGGAAACGAACGAAGCGGAAGCUCCUAUUAAGGCUGUACCUAAUACAUCUUUGGGCGUAUGAUCCUUGAAGCGUAGUACUAUGGAGGAGGAUCCAAAGGGUGGAAUACUCCCCCAUACUCUUCAAGGAUGCACUUGAAAAAUGAAUUACGGACAGCUCUAAUCCUAUCUCUAAGACCCAUGAGUACCCCAAUGCCAAUCUUCUUCUCCGUGAUGUUACAUCUUCUGAAGAUUCAUUGGAAGAUGUUGACCAACUUCCUCGACAGCAAGAACAUGGAGGACAUACUCAUAGUGGCUCUGCUGGUCACGACGGGAGAAAACAAGCAUCUAAGGGUAGCAGUAGCUCUCCACAGCAGGAAGACGGACACGGAAGUCCAUUUGGCGGUGCCGGGCGUCGUGCUACUCGAGGGAUUCUGUCUGGGAGGGGCUCAAUUAAGAAGAUUUCAAGAAAUCCAUCUUAGCCAGCAUCGUUGUGUGCCAGCUUCUGCUCUCUAUGAUCGUGGGUCCGUUUCUAAACGUGGGUCUAUACAAGGGCACCAGGAUGCUCUCCAAGAAGACCAAGAUGGAUUUCUUCUAGGUCUAACGGAAGCAACGGUUCGACGAUACCGCGUAAGAGCCCAAACCUUGUGUCGUCGUCACGUGGUGUCACGUCUUCUUCUUCGGGCGUCAGCAGUCCUCCUGACCAAGAACGGAACACUUUCUCACCUAGCGGAUUCGAUAUGCCCACGAAUACUCUGCUAGCAUCACCAAUUUCACCAAUCGCGGAAGACAAGCAACUUGGUCUGGGUACGAUGGUGAAGCAGAAAGACGCUGACAUUACUGGAUCUCCCAAUCCUCUGGGAGUGGGUGAUGUGGGUGUGGUUUUGUCUACAACAGGUCCUAAUGCAGCAUUUCCAGUUCGCAGUGCUGAGGGUUUUGCUGCCUCAGGAGGAGCCUCGCCUUCUCUAAUAAGAGGUGAGGAUCUACUACUAUGGCCUAAUCACGAGUCUCAUCAUUGUGAUAAGGAAGUACAAGGCCAGGCUGCGACAUUUGAGCAGCGACUCGCCUCAGCAGCAAUGUCACUAGAGCUAACAGGAUUGAGCGACGACGAAGAAGACCGUCUUGAUGACACCAAUAUUAAUAAUAGAGACCCAGUACUACUAGAUCUAGAGCGAGAUCAUGAAGGAGAUGGAGAGGAAACCCCACGGGCCGAGCCGCUAGUGGAUAGGAGUAACGGCAAGAGCAAUGGUUUGGUGCGUAACGGUGAUGUUGCUGGAGGACGUUGCCUGACAAAUAACUACGGCAAUCAGGGAAAUGGCAAUGGCAGCAAAAAUGGCAAUCAAGUUACAGGCACUAUGAUGACCACGAAUGUGAAUGCUACUACUACUAGCAAGAGCAACUACAAGAAUGGACAGGGAACUACAAGGAGGACCUCUUCUAACAUCAACUCCAAGCCCAAGACGUCCAAAAAUUCUACUCCGUCGUCUUCUCCUCCACUACAUCAACCUUUCUUGGAUCAUUCUGAUGGAAACCCCUAUCUUCGACGCUGCUUCCUGCAGAUCUUUGCGGCAUUGAACUACUGUCAUCGCCUCCAAGUUGUUCAUAGAGACCUGAAACCGCAAAACUGUCUGAUCAAGGGGAGCUACGUAAAUUACGGCUGCAAGAAAUCUCCCAUUGAUUUUCAGAAGCAAGCAUCUUGCUUGGAGGGUCCUCCCGUUUUCGUUAAAGGGACGAAGAGGAGACCCAAGAUGCAGCUGAAGAUCAAGACAGACUCCAACUUCUCUUUUUAGUUCUAACUAAAACUCGUAGAUUUCGGAUUGGCCGCUAUCGAAGAGGGCCGUGAUCUCCAUCGCAUAGUUGGCACGCCGUACUACAUGCCACCAGAAGUAUGCGAUAUCAAAGUUGCGCAAGAAACAGGUACUACUUCCUAUCAUCUCUUAUGUGUAUCAUCCCUUUUGUGCUAUUUGUGUUUGUUUGACUUAAAAAUCUUAAUCAAUAUUGAGUACAAAGCCUUCUCUUAGAGAUCAUGAGGAGUAGAAUCAUUGAUUUCCUGUAUUAAUUUGUCUUACAUCUAAUACUAAUAUUUCGAUUUCACAAGAUGAAUAAGAAACAAAAGUCUAACCAUUCAAGAUUCCAGGUUACAGUGAAAAGUGUGACAUUUGGUCGGCCGGGGUCAUGUUGUAUGUCCUCUACACUCGCGAGCAUCCUUUCUUGACGCGAGAAACGCAGGAGAAAAAGUGGCCCCGAAAGUUCUUCCAUCGUGUCAAGACAGAACCUCCUCACAAAUUGCCUCUGGAGGAAAAACUGAGCCCAGCUUGUCGGGAUUUGUGUCUGUGGAUGUUACAGAAGGAUGCAGCCAAGCGUCCAAGCGCAGAGCAAAUCCUAAGGCAUCCUUGGUGUCGUCUCCCACGAACAAGAAUCACGCCUGAAAUGCGCAUAGCUCUUCGAAGAUUGGUGCCGCAUUGUCGGAAACCCAAACUGGUCCGGACCUUGCAGUUGUUGGCAGCACGUGAGGCAGCAGAUGUGCAGAUUGCAACGGCCCGCGCCCUAUUUUAAGGGUCACGGUACUUGAUUCACCUCCAGAGAGGACAGUUGAGUAUCAGUAUCUAUUCAUAUUCUAUUUAAAAUCGAUUCCCUUUUUGGAUCAUCAUUUAGUAAAUUCUUUCUGGGAGGCAACGACGCCCGCAAGGAUGGACAACGAACUAUUGAGAGCGCUAAUGAUUCGAGCGUGUGGACACCGGGAAAAAUGGCCUGUUGAACAAGGAGAACGUUCGGCGAGCCUUCGAACGACUGCUGAAGGAACCCAUUAGCGACGAUGAUCUGGACUUGCUUUAUGCACGAAGGGUUUUUGUCUUAGUUGAUGACUUCUUGAGUGUGAGUGACAUUUUUCUAGUGGAAGUCGCAGUCGGGGUUGGCAUGGAACGAUGAAUAUGAAAGUAAAUUUAUUAUUAAGUAGGUGUAGGUGUGCAUGAUACUAGCAAUAGUACAUUGCGCAGCUUCUUUUGCGGUCAUCUUGUACAGUAAGAGUAAGAACUGCUACAUAAGAAAAAUGAUGUUCUGCCUGAAGUGGAGCUCUACCUUCUUCUCCCCUUUCAUCCUUUCUUCGAUCAACUGGACUUACGUGUUGGUUUUGAGGAGUAUCACUGUCGACUUCUCGGGUAUACGCAAUUCCUCGCUGCAACGAUGUCACCAGCCGUCCUGGGUCAAGACGCAGUGAUCGAUCGAGUUUUCGAGUACUUUGACCUCGAUAAUAGCGGCCAUAUCCAAGGCCCUGAACUUCGUACGAUGCUGGGAGACGAUGCAGAUCCAGAAGAGAUGACUUUGCAGGCUCAAGGUUAAGGCUCAAUGAACUAACCCAACCCAACUCAACCUAACCUCACACACCCAAAUGAUUGCUUCAAUCGCAAGCUCUAACAUGACGGCGGACCUGACGCGGUGAACGAUGGACAACAACAAAAUGCCAUUGACGCACAGUUGCGAUCGCUUGUCUAUUCUGUGGACCAAGAGGUGUCUAUCACGCGCACACUCUUUCGGCAAUUUUGCAAAGAAUUGGGACUCAGGGAGACGGCGAAAGACCGACUGUCGGCAAUUGGAUUGACUGGGGGUCACCAGUGAGACGUUCACGAUAUUAGAGAAUAAGAGGAGAUAAUAUGGAUUGAACAUUAUUUAAAUAACAUAAAUUUAUCAAUAUCAUACAUGGUUUAGAUCCGUAGUUGUUCUUUGCGACCAUACUAGGAGCACGGCCAUAGUCAAUAUGAAAGUUGUUGAACUCUUCGGUUGAUGCAUCAUGAUCAUGAUCUUUCUUCAGACAUUCUCAUGAUCACUUAGAAGACUUCUAGUUGUAACACGACAUUAAAAAUCAGCAUGAAGUUGAAGACCGACGAUUAAGCAUUUAACAUUAUCCCGAUAGCUUUUUUUCUAUUUCUUGUAUAACAUGACCAAAAUCAUGAUCAUCAUCGUGCAUUGUACAAUUUUGUUGGCGGACUGUGACGGGAAUUUUAGGUUGUAGGGUUAGAUAAAGGUGUAGAGGGAAGCACUUUCAUGAUCUUGCACACUUCCUAUUCGCGUUGACUUCGACCUCGUGCCUUGUCGUUGAUAAUGUCGCAGCAGUUCACAAUGAUGUAUCAAGUUUUGACUGCAAACAUAGAAAAAUGUACUUGCUCGGUUCCUUUCUUGAUCUUAUAUAUAAAUAUUAGAAUCAAUCAUACCCACCUCCAGCAGUGCAUAGUGACAUCAUGCAUAGACCUCUUUUAUUUGAGCCGAUGCUCUGCUUCUUCCUAUUAUACUCAUAACGUAAUUCAGAAUAAGUAAGUUACAAUGACCGAAUAACAAUAAGUACAGGACGGUUAUAGGUUUCUGCUCGUCGACGUCGAUAUUGAAUGAUAUUCGGAAGCCGAUCGGCGCACAGCUUGUAAAAUCGAGGAGCAGAUGAGGUGAAGGUGUAUUACUAGUAUCUUAUCAUGCUCCCAGACUGAGGUGUGCGCCAGUUCACUUUCGCUUAAGAUGAAUAUGAAGACUUUUUUUUUCACGAAACACUACGACGCCCUCGGGCAGUCUGCAGUGAACUUUGUGCGAGUUACUUUAGGCCACCACUGGCCAGAGGACAUGACCAAAGGACAACUAGGACAACUUAAAACUCAACUAUUACAUGUAUUGCAUAAUUGCAUUCACUUUCACAUAAUCGAAUGCGCGGCAAGCCUUGCUCCUGGUGGUCACGAUAUGAUCAUUGAAAAGAUGUACGUGCUGUACCAGUUGAGCCGAGCAUAGUAUGUGCAGGGAAUACAAGUGUGAUUUACUUGUUCGGCGACAGACUGGAAAAGCUUACUGUGCUGCUCGAAUUUUGACUUUGCUGACGCCAUCGACUGCGUUAUUUUUCAGGGGGCGUUUGUGGCUGUUCACAUUUUUUUAAGGUGUUAGUACGCAAUUAGAAGUGCUGGCGCUAAUUAGGAUUUAGAAAGAUCUUCAUGUUGAAGGAAAUUCUGCUGCCAAAUUAGUUGGUGUAGUUGAAGAGGACAAACUGGAAAUGAUUACGUAGCUCGGGAGCAACAGCAUCAUAUUCCUAUUUCAUUUUCAAUCACCGAAUUAUCUUCCGUAAAUGUAUUUCACCUUCACGGUUCUUUGUUGGUGCUGCAGCGUUUGGUGCGUUUCAUGUGAUAAGAAUAUCAGUAGAAGUAUUUUUGACACCACGCGUUGUAUGAGUAUCUCUUACAAUAGAUCAAAGAACUCAUAGAUCAGAACAUCGAGUAGUGUCGUAAGACUUAGCAAGAAAAGUGGUAGUGUAGCACUAAUGCGGCUUGCAUAUGCAAGCGUAUCUCCAUGGAUUGCUCCGAAAUAACACCACGGGUUAUAGAAGAGAUAGUGCGUUGUAGUGAAUAACAUGUUUCGAGCUCUUGAUAAUCAUGAUCUCUUCUGUAAAGUCCCUGCUUGUGCUUGAGUACUUUAAAAAAAACUAAAUCUAGUUGGCAGUAGGUUUCAGGACAACGUCAUGUUAUUGUUAUCUUCCGAAUCGAUAGUCCUAGAAGUUGUCUUUGUUCUUAGUGCCACUAACUUCGGACCUGUGCAUGGCAUUCAAAAAUGAAGAGGUUCUUUGCUCUUGAACAGCAUCGUCAAUGCAUAAACUCGUACCAUGCAGGUCGAUGAGAAACUUCAUGAAUGGACAUCAUCUGAAUCUGUCCUAUUGCUCCUGCUGAUGCCUUUCAUUUUAUUUGGGAAGCGGAGUAAGCAGAGCCCUACUUGCAAGCAACAAUUCGUGGAGCUAAGCUAAAGAGGGUCUUGUUGGGAGAGUCGUUCAACGCUGUUGGAGCUCGAGCUGAAAAGAGCUUUUAUAAACAACACAAAAGGAUAGGUGAAUUCAUUGUGACGCGCUUGUCCCGUGACUUUGACUGAGACACAGUCAUAGUGUCUGUGCACUCUUUCACUUUGUGUACACAUGGAGAAAAACUACGACACUCCAAGGAGUAAAUGCGAAAAAGGAGAUGAAAUUGACAUUAUGUUUGACCAUUCAAAUACUUUUUCGUUUGAAAGGC
Messenger RNA from Amoebophrya sp. A25, 7566 nucleotides. NCBI's taxonomy places the organism in Eukaryota, Dinophyceae, Syndiniales, Amoebophryaceae. The record is from the annotation of a GenBank genome assembly.